AUGUCGGUCGCAAGCAAGAACCUGUUCGAGCUCCUCGGCAACGAUGCCGAGGAUGACACUCCUCAGGCGCCCGUGAAGACGGUUGAGAAGAACUCUCUGCGCUCAACCAAGCGCGGCGUCGAGCCCGAGGCUCCUUCCCGUGCCCCCGCUGCCGGUGGUGCCCGUCGCAACAACGCCUCUGGCAACGAGGCUGCCUUCCGUGACCGCGGUGCUGGCAGCGACCGCAACCGUGGCAAGACCACCGACGAGCCUGCUAGAGGCGGCCCUCGUGGCGGCUACGGUGCCCGCGCCCGUGGAGGCCGUGGUGGACGUUUCCCCCGUGAGCGUGAUGACCGCCAGUCUAAGGGUCUCGCCAGCGGCUCCGAGAAGCAGGCUGCCCAGUCUUGGGGCGCCACCGAGGGUGAGGCUGAGCGCAAGGACGAGGUUGCCGGCGAGGCCAUUGCCCAGGCUGAGGCUAAGGAUGCUGAGGCCGAGGCCGCCGCUCCCCUCGAGCCCGAGGAGCCCGAGGAGAAGCAGGUCUCCUACACCGAGUACCUUGCCCAGCUUGCCGAGAAGAAGCUCGCCAUCGAGGGCAACACCAAGGUCCGCGAGGCCAACGAGGGCACCAAGCUCAAGAAGGAGUGGGCUUCCGCCAAGGAGGUCUCCCGCGAUGAUGACGAGAACUUCAUGAUCGGCACCGGAGGCAAGACCAAGCGCGAGCGUGAGCGCAAGACCAAGCAGCUCCUGGAUAUCGACCAGCGUUACGUCGAGCCCGAGCGCUCUUCCCGCGGCGGUGCCGGCGGCCCCCGUGGUGGCCGUGGUGGUCCCCGUGGCGGUGCCCGCGGUGGUGACCGUGGUGACCGUGGCGGUCGCGGACGCGGCGACGGUGCCCGCGGUGCCCCCCGUGGUGGUGCCCCCCGCGGCGGCCGUCCCCAGGGCGCGCAGAUCAACACCAAGGACGAGUCUGCGUUCCCCAGCCUCGGCGGCAAAUAAAUGCCCACGCCCACAAAGGUCGCCUAUAUUCGCCCACAUAUAGGUUGAGAAAAUGUGCUCCGACACAUAUAUCCGGCUCUAGUCAACGAUGGAGAACGGAAGGGAAGGACCAGUUUUCGGGGAAAAUUUGCAGAAAGGAUUGGUUGCGUCAAGGUUUCCGAGGACUGGGCCGGCUGAUUUCUGGUCGUUGCACGAUAAAUGAAAGGCUUUUUUCUAUCUAGGUACUCAUGGACGGUAUCGUUCAAAAAAGUCAAAAAUGGUCUCGUUUGCAUUGGUUUUUUCAAAGAAGAGAGUAAAGAUGUCCCAUCUACUGUCGUGUGUUACCUGAUGGCUGGUAGUUGACAUGUGUCUAUCAAAUGUUACUUUGUGACAGUGAGGUAAGUGGAAAGGGAUAUUACAUGUCGAG
Molecule: messenger RNA, 1378 nt
Organism: Colletotrichum acutatum
Lineage: Eukaryota; Fungi; Ascomycota; Sordariomycetes; Glomerellales; Glomerellaceae
Exons: 6
Coding region: 1-972 (323 amino acids)
Cellular component (GO): cytoplasm; nucleus
Molecular function (GO): RNA binding
Source: RefSeq, a predicted model, not a curated record